GGCAGCAUAUCCUCAGUUGUGCUCCCACCCUAAGGAUAUACAGCGGCACCAGGAGCUCUCUGGUGCAGAAGAGAUUUGGGUUUCUUCCUCUGUUGGAUACCGGUUUGAGCUUGCAAGAUGGACAUACGAGUGGCAAGCAUCCUCCUUCUCAUCGUGGCCUCUGCAGCAGCCACUGGAAAGGGCUACGUGGUGAAGAAAGUGGUGCCCAUGUCCGUUAAGAGCCACAUGGUAUCAGUGGCAGGUGAGCCUGGUCCUCCAGGUGAGCCUGGCCCAGAGGGACCUCCAGGGCCACCUGGCGCCCCAGGUCAGGAUGGCGUUGGUCAUACUGGACCUCAAGGACCCCCUGGACCUCCUGGACAUCCUGGCCGCUCCAUUGCUGGCAAACCUGGAACUCCAGGUGGACCUGGCAAACCUGGCGUCCCUGGAACACCUGGUGAGAGGGGAGAUACUGGAGCCACUGGCCCUCAGGGACCAAGGGGAGUUCCUGGCUCUCCCGGAAGCCCAGGACCUGCUGGUCUGUCUGCAACUGGCAAACCAGGACCUGCCGGUCUUCCUGGAGCAAUGGGACCAAGAGGAGAACCUGGCCUGAAAGGGCAUCCAGGUGUUCCUGGACUUCCUGGGCAAAAGGGUGAUAGAGGAUAUGGAGCUCCAGGGCCUCAAGGCGAGAUGGGACCUCAGGGCCCUAUGGGUGCAACCGGAGCUCCAGGUUCACCAGGAGUUGGAAGACCUGGCAAACCAGGUGCUAAUGGUGAGCCAGGAAAGUCAGGUAGCCCAGGUAGAGAUGGUGCCCCUGGCCCCAUGGGACCACAGGGACCUAAGGGUCACACUGGUGCCCCAGGUGUAGGUCUUCCAGGUAAAUCAGGUGAGAAUGGUGCCCCCGGUUUGCCUGGUCCUGCUGGGCCUAAAGGUCAUCAGGGACCUGCUGGAGCUCCUGGUGCCCCUGGAGUUCCUGGAUAUGGAAAGCCAGGUGCAAAUGGUGAGAAGGGAGAGAGGGGAGCUCCAGGUAGCACAGGUGCCCCAGGUGCAAAGGGAGAGCAAGGCCCAACAGGUUAUACUGGUGCUACUGGUGCAACUGGCUCAAUGGGUCCAGCUGGACCUCAGGGUGAAAGAGGUUUCCCCGGAGCCACAGGCCCUGUUGGCCCCAAAGGUGACACAGGUGCAACUGGACAUCAGGGACCUAAGGGAAACAAGGGAGAUCAGGGAGCACAGGGUUUCCAGGGCAAGCAGGGUUAUCCAGGUGCAGCCGGUCCUCCUGGACCAAGAGGCGCCACUGGACCUGCAGGUGAGAAAGGUAAUGUUGGUGCCCCAGGUACUCCAGGGGCUCCAGGUAUUCCAGGACCCGCUGGACCCAAAGGACACACUGGUCGCCCAGGUGAGCCCGGUUCCUCUGGAUCUGAUGGAGCUCCAGGUGCCCGAGGACCUGCUGGCCCACAAGGACCUGCUGGUGUUCCUGGCCUUAAGGGACACCCAGGUCUUCCUGGACCUCCUGGCCCCGCUGGUUUGGCUGCAAAGGGUGUUAGCGGACCUCAGGGUCCCCCAGGUCAACCUGGUGAGCCCGGAACUGAUGGAGAACCUGGCCCAGCUGGCCCCCCUGGUCCCCCCGGACCUCCUGGUGAGGUUGUCUUUGAGAAGGGAAUGGGCUUGAGUGAGGUUAUGGUCAAGUCUCCCAUGUCUGCAUUCACUGCAGUUCUGGCCACCCCCUACCCUGCUGCUGGCACCCCCAUUAGGUUUGACCAGAUUGUUUACAACGCUGAGAAUCACUAUGACCCUGAAUCAGGGAUCUUCACAUGCCAGGUUCCUGGAGUUUACUACUUCUCCUACAGCAUCCAUGUUAAUGGAGCUCAUGCCCUGGUGGCUCUGUACAAGAAUGGUCAGCCAAUUAUGUUCACUUAUGAUGAGUACAACAAGGGUUUCCUGGACCAAAUGUCUGGUAGCGCUGUCCUCUUGCUUGAUGAGCAGGACACCGUCUACGUCCAGAUCCCCGAUGAAGAGGCCAAUGGCGUCUUUGCUGCAGAGAAUGUCCACUGCUCUUUCUCUGGAUUCCUCAUUGCUUCAACGAGCGACCGACACAACCGUAUUGGCUGCCUGGUUGAAGACUGGGAUGCCAUCCCACAGCAGCAUGUGACCAGCCUGGUGACCAGCAUAAGGAUGAGGUUCUCCCACGCAGACAACCGAGGCCCCCUGGGUUACUCGGCGGCGGCGGCCUCCGGACUUGCAGCCGCCUCUGGCUCGGUGGGAGAAGCAGCGGCCGGCUUCUCCUCUCCUUCAGCUGCUUGCUCGGCCUUCGGCUCCUCCGUCUUCGCCUCCUCGGCCGCAGCCUCCUUGGCCUCCUCCUUGCUUCCCUCGGCUGGCUUGGCCUCCUCGGCGGGGACGUCGGUGGAUUUCUCACCUUCGGCCGGUUCCGCCUCAGCAGCCGCCGCCGCCCCCUCCUCGGCCGCUUCCUCGGACUCCUUCUUGGUCUUCUUGAAGGAGAAGCCGCUGAGCUUGAAGGAGGGCUUCUUGAAGGAGAACCGCUUUUUCUUCUGCUUGCCGUCCUCGCUGGUGGACGGAGUACCUUCCUCUGACUUGGCGGAAGUCUCCCCGUUUGUGGCUUGCAAGAUGGACAUACGAGUGGCAAGCAUCCUCCUUCUCAUCGUGGCCUCUGCAGCAGCCACUGGAAAGGGCUACGUGGUGAAGAAAGUGGUGCCCAUGUCCGUUAAGAGCCACAUGGUAUCAGUGGCAGGUGAGCCUGGUCCUCCAGGUGAGCCUGGCCCAGAGGGACCUCCAGGGCCACCUGGCGCCCCAGGUCAGGAUGGCGUUGGUCAUACUGGACCUCAAGGACCCCCUGGACCUCCUGGACAUCCUGGCCGCUCCAUUGCUGGCAAACCUGGAACUCCAGGUGGACCUGGCAAACCUGGCGUCCCUGGAACACCUGGUGAGAGGGGAGAUACUGGAGCCACUGGCCCUCAGGGACCAAGGGGAGUUCCUGGCUCUCCUGGAAGCCCAGGACCUGCUGGUCUGUCUGCAACUGGCAAACCAGGACCUGCCGGUCUUCCUGGAGCAAUGGGACCAAGAGGAGAACCUGGCCUGAAAGGACAUCCAGGUGUUCCUGGACUUCCUGGGCAAAAGGGUGAUAGAGGAUAUGGAGCUCCAGGACCUCAAGGCGAGAUGGGACCUCAGGGGCCUAUGGGUGCAACGGGAGCUCCAGGUUCACCAGGAGUUGGAAGACCUGGCAAACCAGGUGCUAAUGGUGAGCCAGGAAAGUCAGGUAGCCCAGGUAGAGAUGGUGCCCCUGGCCCCAUGGGACCACAGGGACCUAAGGGUCACACUGGUGCCCCAGGUGUAGGUCUUCCAGGUAAAUCAGGUGAGAAUGGUGCCCCCGGUUUGCCUGGUCCUGCUGGGCCUAAAGGUCAUCAGGGACCUGCUGGAGCACCUGGUGCCCCUGGAGUUCCUGGAUAUGGAAAGCCAGGUGCAAAUGGUGAGAAGGGAGAGAGGGGAGCUCCAGGUAGCACAGGUGCCCCAGGUGCAAAGGGAGAGCAAGGCCCAACAGGUUAUACUGGUGCUACUGGUGCAACUGGCUCAAUGGGUCCAGCUGGACCUCAGGGUGAACGUGGUUUCCCCGGAGCCACAGGCCCUGUUGGCCCCAAAGGUGACACAGGUGCAACUGGACAUCAGGGACCUAAGGGAAACAAGGGAGAUCAGGGAGCACAGGGUUUCCAGGGCAAGCAGGGUUAUCCAGGUGCAGCCGGUCCUCCUGGACCAAGAGGCGCCACUGGACCUGCAGGUGAGAAAGGUAAUGUUGGUGCCCCAGGUACCCCAGGGGCUCCAGGUAUUCCAGGACCCGCUGGACCCAAAGGACACACUGGUCGUCCAGGUGAGCCCGGUUCCUCUGGAUCUGAUGGAGCUCCAGGUGCCCGAGGACCUGCUGGCCCACAAGGACCUGCUGGUGUUCCUGGCCUUAAGGGACACCCAGGUCUUCCUGGACCUCCUGGCCCCGCUGGUUUGGCUGCAAAGGGUGUUAGCGGACCUCAGGGUCCCCCAGGUCAACCUGGUGAGCCCGGAACUGAUGGAGAACCUGGCCCAGCUGGCCCCCCUGGUCCCCCCGGACCUCCUGGUGAGGUUGUCUUUGAGAAGGGAAUGGGCUUGAGUGAGGUUAUGGUCAAGUCUCCCAUGUCUGCAUUCACUGCAGUUCUGGCCACCCCCUACCCUGCUGCUGGCACCCCCAUUAGGUUUGACCAGAUUGUUUACAAUGCUGAGAAUCACUAUGACCCUGAAUCAGGGAUCUUCACAUGCCAGGUUCCUGGAGUUUACUACUUCUCCUACAGCAUCCAUGUUAAUGGAGCUCAUGCCCUGGUGGCUCUGUACAAGAAUGGUCAGCCAAUUAUGUUCACUUAUGAUGAGUACAACAAGGGUUUCCUGGACCAAAUGUCUGGUAGCGCUGUCCUCUUGCUUGAUGAGCAGGACACCGUCUACGUCCAGAUCCCCGAUGAAGAGGCCAAUGGCGUCUUUGCUGCAGAGAAUGUCCACUGCUCUUUCUCUGGAUUCCUCAUUGCUUCAACGUGAUACGUUGGUGCAGAAGUUUCCAAAAGCCAACCAACUAAUGUUGCAACCUAUUUCUCAAAGUAAAACUCCCUGUUCAUUUUUAUUCAACCCAAUAGACAGGCGGUUCAACCUUCUUGAGGAAUAGUGGCAUCUUAACUUGAAAAACUACAAGAAAUGGGUGCUUAAAAGAAGGAAAUCUAAUUUAUGAAAACAGUUGAUCUAUGGAGGGAGAAAGCAAUCUACAAUGUUCCAGUGAUGUUUUGUAAUGUAAACAGCAUGUGAAAUCGAGGUGUUAUAACUGUGUUGUGUCUGAAAGUUCUCUUUCACACGCGUCUCCUUUUAUACUGACUUAAACUGGUGUCUUUUUGACUUAGUGUCUGUCUUCUUUGUUUUUGUACAAUCUUGUUUUUGUUUGUUUUCUCUUUUUUUUCUUGGGCGUGGUAGGGAACAUCCAUCUCAUAAAAGUACAUCAAUUCUUCCCUGUGCAACAUGUUUGUGACUAAAUGUGACUUGAAUAUAUUGUGAAAGAUAAUGAUCAAAUUGACUGUUUUU
Molecule: messenger RNA, 5073 nt
Organism: Fundulus heteroclitus (mummichog)
Lineage: Eukaryota; Metazoa; Chordata; Actinopteri; Cyprinodontiformes; Fundulidae
Gene: col10a1a
Product: collagen, type X, alpha 1a
Exons: 7
Coding region: 118-4542 (1474 amino acids)
Cellular component (GO): collagen type IX trimer
Molecular function (GO): protein binding
Source: RefSeq, a predicted model, not a curated record